CUGAUUGAGUCCACACUUUUUUUCUUUCUUCCCCUUUCUCUUACAAUUCACUUUCUCUCUCUAAAACACACAUUUUCUCUUUCUAGAAAAACCUUUUAUUAAUGGCAUUAAAAAACCCUAAUCUCAGCUCGCCGCCUUUUCUAUUUCCACUUAAAAACCCUUAAUCACAAUAUCUCAUAUUGUUGCUGUUUAAUUAAAAUUUGCAAGUUUGUUUAUACCAAGUAUUUGAAGUUUUUUAAGAGUUAGAACGGAGAAUGUGUGAUGGGUGGGGUUUUUUAAGUUUAGAGCAACUGUUUUUACCAUCAUUUCUACUAGUCAAAAUUUGACUCUUUGGAAAGAUCGUCAAGGACUUCAAUUUUGGCAAAAAAAAUUAGUGGGUGUUUUUAGUUGGUUGUGUUGUUGGUUGGGGUUGUCCUUGUCGGAGAUGGCGGAGGACGGCAUGAGGUUUGUUGUUGGCGGUGGGAGUGCAGCUGGUUUGGCUGUUUUGUUGAAUGGUGAGGAUGGUAAGAGGAAUUUGGGGAAAACACAUCUUGUUUCUUACUGUGAUGAUAUUGGUAAUCAGUCUGUGGAGCGAGCUCUCGAGUAUGUUUUUGGUCUACCCCAUAAAUCGCUUGGUCCGUUGACUACUUCUGUUGACAGUAAUUUGGUUCGCUCUAUAAUCAAUAAUGAGUUCCUGAAGUUUUAUGGGAGUUCUGAUAGUUUAGGUAGUAAUGGGGAUGGGAUUUGUAUUUUUGACAAUGGCUGUCAGCCUCAUAAAGUUGGGCUCGAAGAAUCAAGUGUUUGUGGUGAUAUUAGAAUCAUUAAGCCUCCUUUGCUUCUAGAAAGUUUAGCAAUGUUUAGUAGUACCAGAGCAAAUGUUUGUGUUUGGAAAGGAAAAUGGAUGUAUGAAAUUAUAUUAGAAACUUCUGGUGUGCAACAGUUAGGAUGGGCGACUCUUUCUUGCCCUUUUACUGACCGUAAGGGUGUAGGUGAUGCAGAUGAUUCAUAUGCUUUCGAUGGGAAAAGGAUUAAGAAGUGGAACAAGGACGCUGAACCCUAUGGCCAAUCAUGGGUCGUCGGGGAUGUCAUUGGGUGUUGCAUUGAUCUGGAACGGGAUGAGAUAUUGUUCUAUAGAAAUGGUGUUUUUCUUGGGGUCGCCUUUUGUGGUAUUCGCAAGAUGGGACCUGGAUUUGGGUAUUAUCCUGCUAUCUCUCUGUCUCAAGGUGAACGCUGUGAAUUAAACUUUGGGUGUCGACCAUUUAAGUACCCUAUUAAGGGCUUCCUUCCUCUUCAAGAACCUCCAACUGGAUACCUUUUGGCUGCUCAGUUGCUCCGAUGCUUGUCAAGGUUGCUGGAUUUGUGCUGUAUGCAGCGCGCUGAUAAUUCUGUAAUUGGUAAAUUAAGAAGAUUGAAAAGAUUUGUUUCACUUGAAGAGCUGUUUUAUCCUGUCUGUCGCGGGAUAUGUGAGGAAAUGUUCUGCUUGCUUGAGUCAGAUGCAGAGAGGAUCGAGUAUGUGGCAUGGGGUCCGCUUCUUUCAUUCAUGAUGGAGAUCUUUAGAGUUCAGUCACCACAUGACUAUUCAAGUUUUGAUAAAUUUAUUGAUGUCUUUCUGGAAUUUCAGGAAUCACGUUUGAUGUUUGAGCAUGUCAUCAAUGCCCUUUCAUGUGGCUGCAAAACAGCAUUGCUGGUUUUAACUGAAUGCCCAUAUUCAGGAUCUUAUUCUUACCUUGCGUUGGCAUGCCAUAUUUUAAGACGAGAGGAAUUAAUGGUCCUCUGGUGGAAGUUGUCAGAUUUUGAGUUCUUGUUUGAAGGUUUUUUAUCGCAAAAGAGUCCAAGCAAGCAGGACCUUCAUUUCUUGUUGCCUUCUGUUUGGUGGCCUGGUUCAUAUGAGGAUAUUUCGUAUGAAUCUAGCAUGUUGUUGACAACUACAGCUUUAUCUGAAGCAAUAGACAAGAUCGAGGAGAAGCAUAGAGACCUCUGUCUUUUGGUCAUACAGUUUGUACCGCCUACAACACCUCCUCAGUUACCUGGUUCAGUUUUUAGGACAUUUCUACAGAAUCUUUUGUUGAAGAAUAGAGGCGCAGAUCGGAGUGUUCCACCUCCUGGAGUUUCAACUGUCUCUGUUCUCAUUUCUUUGUACACUGUCAUACUACAUUUUCUAUCAGAAGGAUUUGCCAUGAGGGAUAUUUGUGGCUGGUUGAAGAGCUGUGAAACAAGUAAUUAUGAUGUUGGGUUUCUUCAUAGAGGGGGUGAGCAGAGUUUCCCUGUAGAUUUGUUUCUUAAAAAUGAUUCUUAUCGAACAGACAUUUCUAGGCUUGGGGGAUCAUUUAGUCAUCUUUCAAAAUCUCAUCCUGUAUAUGAUCAGGAAGUGGAAUUAAUCCAGUGGGAAGAAGGCUGUAUGGAUGACGAAGACACCCGAGUAACACAUAAAACUGUUCAAAAGCCUUGUUGUUGCUCAAGUGACGAUGUUGAAUUAUCGAAAUUGUCAAAGCAUCAAACAAGAAACGCAUCCAAAGGUUCUCGUGUCCACUGUACCCCUAUUCCAGAGAGGUCUGCUCAUGUCGGGGCAGAAUGCAGUACAGCAACUUUGAAUGAUGAGAUUGCUGACAAGCCUAGUACUAGUGAUCAAUCAGAAUCAGAGUUCAGUUAUCAGCCAAUAAGGGAUAUGAGGAUUAUGCCUAUGGAAACUAAUAUGUCGCCAGCUGCACUGAGAGAAGAAGAACUUUUAGAUACUUUGCUGUUGCUGUAUCAUUUAGGCGUUGCACCAAAUUUUAAACAGGCUUCAUACUACAUGUCUCAUCAGUCGCAAUCAAUAUCGCUAUUGGAAGAAACUGAUAAGCAAAUAAGAGAAAGAGGUUGUAGUGAACAACUACGCCGCUUGAAGGAAGUUCGUAAUGAUUAUCGAGAGGAAGUUAUCGAUUGUGUCAGACAUUGUGCAUGGUAUCGCAUCUCCCUUUUCUCUCGUUGGAAGCAAAGAGGAAUGUAUGCAACAUGCAUGUGGAUAGUCCAACUGGUUCUCAUUCUUAGCAAAGUGGAUUCUUUGUUCAUUUAUAUCCCUGAGUUUUAUCUUGAAACUCUGGUUGAUUGUUUCCAUGUUUUGAGAAAGAGUGAUCCUCCAUUUGUUCCGUCCACAAUUUUUAUUAAGCAAGGACUUGCCUCAUUUGUCACUUUUGUUGUUACCCACUUCAACGAUACAAGGAUAUUAAGCGCAGAUCUAAGGGAUCUGCUUCUCCAAUCUAUUUCAGUCCUGGUCCAGUAUAAGGAAUAUUUGGCUGCUUUUGAGAGCAAUGAAGCAGCUAUUGAGAGAAUGCCAAGAGCAUUAUUGUCAGCAUUUGAUAACAGAUCUUGGAUUCCCGUCACAAACAUCCUUUUGCGGUUGUGUAAGAAUUCUCGUUUUGGUUCUUUAAAGCACGGAGAAUCAUCAUCAUCAUCAUCUAUUAUUUUCCAGAACUUGUUGCGAGAAGCCUGCGUCGAUGAUGAAGAAUUAUUCUCAGCUUUUCUGAAUCGCUUAUUUAAUACUCUUAGCUGGACAAUGACGGAGUUCUCUGUUUCUAUUCGAGAAAUGCAGGAAAAAUACCAGGUAUUGGAGUUCCAACAAAGAAAAUGUUGCGUCAUAUUUGAUCUCUCAUGCAACCUUGCAAGGCUUUUGGAGUUUUGUACUCGUGAGAUUCCUCAAGCAUUCCUAUCCGGAACUGCGACAAACCUCCGGAGGUUAACUGAAUUAAUUGUGUUCGUUCUCAGCCACAUAACUUCAGCCGCAGAUGCUGAAUUUUUUGACUUAUCAUUUAGACGACCUGGUCAAUCAUUUGAAAAAGUAAAUCGUGGUAUGAUCUUAGCACCUCUUGUUGGGGUCAUUUUGAAUUUGUUAGAUGCAAGUGCGGAGAUGGUGUUCGGAGAGAAGAAUGAUGUUGUGGGUGUUUUUGCAAGCAUGGACUGUCCUGAUACAAUGCACUGCGGAUUCCAGUAUCUCUUGGAGUGCAACUGGGCCGGGUCUGUCAGAGGGGAAACUUAUCUUGAAAAAAUGGUUCAGCUGGAGAAUUUCUUGAGCAACCUUGUAAGACGAAUCGAGUUGCAACAAAUAGAAAGUAUGCAAUCUGGUGGAGAAACAGAUGUUGAUGAUAACAUCUGCUGCAUUUGUUAUACUUGUGAAGCAGAUGCAGAAUUUGGUCCUUGUUCCCAUAGGUCAUGUUAUGGCUGUAUAACAAGACAUCUUUUGAACUGCCAUAGAUGUUUCUUUUGCAAUGCCACCGUCGUGGAUGUCAUCAAGGUUGAUGAAAAGAGAACAUUAUGAGAAUCCGUAAUUUCUCGGUGUUGCAAUGCUUUUGAAUUCUGAGUUAUUUUUGUUUCUCAGGAUUCUCCCAGAUGGUGAUACUUGUAGGAAAGGGAGUGAAAGAAAAGAAAAGAAGAAAAUAGAGAAUAUAAUUAUUGAUCAUAUAAUAUUUUGGUUUUGUAUAGUGUGGUUGGGGGGGCUUGAAGGUGGUGGAGCGGGGUUGGGAAAGUACAACUCUCAUGGGGUUGAUUUCAGAAUUUUGUAGGGGGUACAAAUUGUGUAAAUAUGAGAUGUAAAUGGCAAUGAAAUCUGUUAGUCUUA
Mercurialis annua (annual mercury) is the source of this 4570-nucleotide messenger RNA. RefSeq names its product E3 ubiquitin-protein ligase RKP. Gene Ontology annotation, cellular component: cytoplasm; ubiquitin ligase complex. Lineage: Eukaryota; Viridiplantae; Streptophyta; Magnoliopsida; Malpighiales; Euphorbiaceae. The transcript is spliced from 11 exons. The coding region runs from base 425 to 4270 and encodes 1281 amino acids. The record is from RefSeq and is a predicted model, not a curated record. Gene Ontology annotation, biological process: ubiquitin-dependent protein catabolic process; protein ubiquitination. Gene Ontology annotation, molecular function: ubiquitin-ubiquitin ligase activity; protein binding.